ACUGGAUUACAUCAUUGGAGUAGAUUCAGAUAAGGUAGAGUCUAGGCGUGCUGUAGGUCGUUUGACCCCUGAGUGAGAUUUGGGGUGUUUCAGAGCCCCGUCAGGCGUCAGUGAGGGGCAUAGGCGGCACGCUCGUUUGGAACCGUCAAAUUUCGCCAGAUUCCGUCAUGGCGGCUCGAUGGAGGCUUGACGGUCAGACGGCUCUCGUUACCGGCGGGACAAAAGGCAUCGGCCGCGCCAUUGCACAGGAGCUGGCAUCCCUGGGUGCGCACGUGUUCGUCUGCUCUCGCGCGGAGGCUGACGUGGCAGCUACAGUGGCGGAGCUACAGUCGCAGGGGUGGGCGGCGACGGGGUGGGCGUGUGACGUUAAAGAGGCGGCGCAGAGAGAGCAGCUUAUAGGGAAGGUUUCAGAGGCGUUUGGCGGGAAACUGAACCACCUGGUCAACAACGUGGGCACCAACAUCCGCAAGCCAACUGUCGACUACUCCCUCUCGGAAUUCCACCACGUGUGGGGGACAAACUUUGAGUCCGCCUACCACCUCUGCCAACUCGCGCACCCGCUGCUCAAAGCCGCUGCCAGCGGUGAUAGUUCUGCCGCUGCUGCUGCUGGUGCAAGGGGCAACGCAAGCAUCGUCUUUAACUCGUCUGUGGCGGGGGUCGUUGCUAUUCGGUCAGGGACUCUAUAUGGUGCCACUAAGGCCGCCAUGAACCAGCUCACCAAGAACCUGGCGUGUGAGUGGGCCAAGGACGGCAUCCGGGUGAAUGCAGUGGCGCCGUGGUACAUGGCAACAGAUCUCGCAAACCAGGUUCUCAAGGACGAAGCGUUCUCGGCUGACGUCAUAAGCCGGACACCGAUGCGGAGAGUUGGGGAGCCCCAGGAGGCAGCAGCAGCUGUGGCAUUCAUGUGCAUGCCUGCAGCUUCUUAUGUGUCUGGGCAAGUGCUGGCUGUUGAUGGUGCUUUUACUGUCAAUGGCUUUUAUCCUCGGACUGACGAUGUGUGAUAUGUCGCUAGCACAAUCUUGAAUUCAAGCGUGCAUUCUCUUUAUUGAGUAUAAUAACACAAGCUAGAAAAAGAGUGC
Molecule: messenger RNA, 1079 nt
Organism: Closterium sp. NIES-67
Lineage: Eukaryota; Viridiplantae; Streptophyta; Zygnematophyceae; Desmidiales; Closteriaceae
Source: the annotation of a GenBank genome assembly